AUGGCAGAGGCUGAGUCUGCCUCCACGCCUUACACCGAAGGUGAUUUCUACUGUUCGAUCUGUCAAGAAGUUUUCAAAGCACCAGUUCGGGUUGGGGCCUGUCAGCAUGUCAGCAACAGUGAGGCAACCACUUCUGAAAAUGCCGAGGCUUAUCUAGAAGACAGUGCAAUCCCAUCUGAUCAGCCACUUUUUCAUUCUCCUCUGUGCGAAGCAAACAUGACCAGACAGCAUUUGCAUUGUAACAGCAACCACGGAGCAUAUAUUGUUCCAGCCAUUUUCCCGAGUUGUCUCUCUCUUCUAUUGGGUGACCCUACUCAACUUGUCAGAAAUUUCAUUAGUCAUCUAAGUGAGAGACAUCAAUUUUAUUAUGGAGAUUUCAUGAAUCUGUAA
Messenger RNA from Myodes glareolus (Bank vole), 390 nucleotides. Lineage: Eukaryota; Metazoa; Chordata; Mammalia; Rodentia; Cricetidae. The record is from RefSeq and is a predicted model, not a curated record.